Xenia sp. Carnegie-2017 is the source of this 898-nucleotide messenger RNA. RefSeq names its product tetratricopeptide repeat protein 33-like. NCBI's taxonomy places the organism in Eukaryota, Metazoa, Cnidaria, Anthozoa, Malacalcyonacea, Xeniidae. The transcript is spliced from 5 exons. The record is from RefSeq and is a predicted model, not a curated record. The coding region runs from base 26 to 601 and encodes 191 amino acids. Gene Ontology annotation, molecular function: protein binding.
UUAGAAAAUUUAUCUGGCAACACUGAUGGCGGCUUCUAAAACAUUCAUCUGGAAACGAAGAUGUAAAACUUCGCCAAAUUUAAGUCAUGCUUCGUUCACUGUUGAAGAGGACGAGGAACCUUUUGUCGAAGAUUGGAGGACUUUAGCGAAAAAGCCAAAAUGCGUCUCAUUGGAAGAUGCGAUCGCAAAAAGUACACGUUUGAAGAAUGAAGGAAUCGAACUGGCUGAGUUACAAAGGUAUUGGGAAUCAAUUACAAAAUGGAAUGAAGCCAUAGAACUGACACCUGAAAAUGAAGUUCUUCAUGAAAUGAAGGCUCAGGUGUUUCUCGAGUUAAACGAAAUUUUUCCCGCCGUUCAAGCAGCUGAAAAAGCUGUAUCGAUCAAUCCUCGAUGUCAUAACUCAUUUCAAACUCUUGGACGUGCACAACUUGCAAUGGGCGAAAUUCAAAUGGCAAUUUUGAGUUUUUCCCGAGCCUUUCACAUCAAGCCAGAUUCAUCUGAGCUCUUGAAUGAAGACCUCCUUUGGUCAUGUGAGCUAAGGAGGAGGAAAAUAGAAAUAGAACGAUCUUCUGUUAUGCGUGCAGGUGCGAAUACGAACUAGAUACUGCUGUAAUUUCUUGGCAUGAGAACCUGCAUGUGUGCUUACAUUACAAAUACAGGAUAUGAAGAAAGUCCAAAAUUUUAUCUCUUAGUUUGAUAAUUUCUAUCGUGAUAAAACAGUCUGUGGUAAAUUUUUUAUGCUUUUGACUAGUUUUGCUAUUUUGCUUCGUGGUAUUGAGCACUGUCUUGUAGUUUGUGAUCCUUAGCGUUAUACGAUGUGUACAGUAUACAGUAAUUUCAGUGCAUUCUUUGUCUCAGAACAACUAGGGCUCGCCAAAUAAAUGAUGAUGAACAUGUA